Molecule: messenger RNA, 318 nt
Organism: Nerophis lumbriciformis (worm pipefish)
Lineage: Eukaryota; Metazoa; Chordata; Actinopteri; Syngnathiformes; Syngnathidae
Source: RefSeq, a predicted model, not a curated record
AUGGUGAACGUAAAGGACAGACGAAGGGAGAAUGCCAGCGUCGCUAGCGAGAUUGACCGCUUGGAGGAGCGGCGGGCUCGUUGCCAUGACAACCUAGAAAUGGCAGAAUUCAGGAGCAGGAAUCGGGUGUUGUCCGAGGAGGAGAGGCAGCAACUGGAAAUAGAAAUGGCGGUUAUAAUCGAAAGGGUGCGAAAUUUGGACAAGGAGUUGCAGCUGUUACGAAGAGCAAACAGGAAGAACACGCUACUGUCAGUGGCUUUGCUGGCCGUCUGCGCUUUCUUUGGCUACUUUUUCUGGUCUGACAACCACUACUCAUAA